UAUGGUUUUUACAUUUGUCACCGGUGGUUGUUUUAGGUUAGACUAAGUUAAAUUUGUUUAUGAUGGAUAAAAAAUAAGUGUAAAAUAUUACAAUAAUCCUUGUUUCUCAACAUCACUGAAAUAUAAAUUUGGAAAGAACUGUACUACAAAUGACGAAACAAGAAGUGCUGUCCUUGUAUAAACUUCUUUUGCAGUCUUCAAAAAAAUUUCCUUCCUACAACUUUAGGAAUUAUGCAUUGCGACGAGUUAGAGAUUCAUUUAGGGAAUACAAAACUAUAACAGAUCAGAGUGAUAUUGCUAAACUCUAUAAUGAAGGUUGUCGAAAUUUAGAAAUCAUUAAAAGACAGGUUAUUGUGGGGCAAUUAUAUCAAUCAGGUCCAUUGGUUAUAGAAACACUUCAGAAGAAAAAUGUAAAUAACUAAUUUAUUAAAAUGUAGUUUAAAACUUACUAAUCUUCAUAGGUUAAAAAAAGAGUAGUAUUAAAGGAAAUGUUUAUUAAAUGCUACUUUUUCUCUA
This is a messenger RNA of Agrilus planipennis (emerald ash borer), 516 nucleotides long. It is a transcript of the gene bcn92, whose product is annotated as LYR motif-containing protein 4. Bases 150 to 422 code for a protein of 90 amino acids. The record is from RefSeq and is a predicted model, not a curated record. The transcript is spliced from 3 exons. Lineage: Eukaryota; Metazoa; Arthropoda; Insecta; Coleoptera; Buprestidae. Gene Ontology annotation, biological process: iron-sulfur cluster assembly. Gene Ontology annotation, cellular component: L-cysteine desulfurase complex; mitochondrion.